Molecule: messenger RNA, 1434 nt
Organism: Pteronotus mesoamericanus
Lineage: Eukaryota; Metazoa; Chordata; Mammalia; Chiroptera; Mormoopidae
Gene: SNX8
Product: sorting nexin 8
Exons: 11
Coding region: 1-1377 (458 amino acids)
Biological process (GO): early endosome to Golgi transport; intracellular protein transport
Cellular component (GO): early endosome membrane
Molecular function (GO): phosphatidylinositol binding
Source: RefSeq, a predicted model, not a curated record
AUGACUGGCGGUGCGAUGGACCCGCUGCCCGCGGUGGCAGUCCCCGCGGCAGUUGAGGCGGAAGCAGACGAGGAGGCGGAUGCCCCAGCGGCAGACUUGCCGACGCCGCAGGCCUGUGAGGGGAGGGACCUGGACCCCGGUCGGAUGCAGAUGCCGCAGGGGAACCCACUGCUGCUGCCACACACCCUGCAGGAGCUGCUGGCCCGGGACACCGUGCAGGUGGAGCUCAUCCCCGAGAAGAAGGGCCUCUUCCUCAAGCAUGUGGAGUACGAGGUGUCCAGCCAGCGCUUCAAGUCCUCCGUGUACAGACGGUACAACGACUUCGUGGUCUUCCACGAGCUGCUGCUCCAGAAGUUCCCGUACCGCAUGGUGCCUGCCCUGCCGCCCAAGAGGAUGCUGGGAGCGGACAGGGAGUUCAUCGAAGCCCGGAGGAGGGCGCUGAAGCGCUUCAUCAACCUGGUGGCCCGGCACCCCCCCUUCUCGGAGGACGUGGUCCUCAAGCUGUUCCUGUCCUUCAGCGGCCCCGACGUGCAGGGCCGGCUGAAGGAGGCGGCGCAGUGCGCAGGGGACGAGUUCCUGAACUGCAGGCUGGCUCCUCGGGCCAAGGACUUCCUCCCGGCGGACAUCCAGGCCCAGUUUGCCGUUAGCCGGGAGCUGAUCCGGAACAUCUACAACAGCUUCUACAAGCUUCGCGACCGGGCCGAGCGCAUCGCGUCCAGGGCCAUCGACAACGCCGCAGACCUGCUCACGUUCGGGAGGGAGCUGAGCGCUUUAGGGUCCGACACGACCCCGCUCCCCUCCUGGGCCUCUCUGCACAGCGGCACGUGGGGGUCCCUCAAGCAGGCGCUGAAGGGCCUGUCCGUGGAGUUCGCCGUGCUCGCCGACAAGGCCGCGCAGCAGGGCAGGCAGGAGGAGAGUGACGUGGUGGAGAAGCUGAACCUCUUCUUGGACUUGCUCCAGUCCUACAGAGACCUGUGUGAGCGGCAUGAGAAGGGCGUGCUGCACAAGCACCAGCGGGCCCUGCACAAGUACAGCCUGAUGAAAAGGCAAAUGAGCGCCGCUGCGCACGGCCGCGAGCCCGAGUCCGUGGAGCGGCUGGAGUCACGCAUCAUGGAGCAGGAGAACACCAUUCAGACGAUGGAGCUGCGGAACCACUUCUCCCUGUACUGCCUCCACCAGGAGACGCAGCUGGUGCACGCCUACCUGCCCCUCACCUCCCACAUCCUCGGGGCCUUCGUCAACUCCCAGGUCCAAGGGCACAAGGAGAUGAGCAAGGUGUGGAACGACCUGAAGCCCAAGCUGCACUGCCUCUUCACGGGACCCAACAGCACCCUGACCCCGCCGAGGUCCCCGAGGGAUGGCCUGUCUCCUCACUAGCGCCCAGCGGACCCGGUCCCCACUAAAACCUCUUUCCAAAUGGCGUGUCCCUGUCUA